This is a messenger RNA of Nannizzia gypsea CBS 118893, 333 nucleotides long. RefSeq lists its product as hypothetical. The record is from RefSeq and is a predicted model, not a curated record. The annotation marks the transcript as partial. NCBI's taxonomy places the organism in Eukaryota, Fungi, Ascomycota, Eurotiomycetes, Onygenales, Arthrodermataceae. The transcript has a single exon.
AAGAAGAAGAACCAAGGACCUGAAGAAGACGGGGGGACGAAGAGACGAAGAGAGGAAGAGACGAUGGCAUCCAAGGGGAAGCCCAUCGCGCUGAAGAGGCGGUCGACGCCUCGCUGUCUGCAUCCAUCACGGCAGCCAGCAUAUAUCCAGAUGCUCUCUACGUCCACCUCAACCAGUUCGACGUCAAAUAUUGAAAAAGAAGUAUUGACGACGGAGUUCGAUGCCUCGCAAACCCCGCAGCCGUUUCUUGACCCUGGUCUGCGAGAUCGUAUGCUGAAACUACGGGGAUCAGGGCCUGACACCGCACACACAAAAAAAGACGGAGAAAAUUGA